CUAAACAUGAUAAAACAGCACGACGCAAAUUACAUUCUAUCUCUGUCUUCUUUCCUGUUAUACCAUUAAAAUCUUUGUGUUUCGAUUUUCUGCCACCUAUGGCAGCACGCGUCAUGUUGAUUACAUGUUAGGUUAGAAUAGGAAAAGUGGAGGUAACUGGCAGUCCGUACUCCGUAGUUAUAUAGUCUGAGGCUUUAACACGUGCUAAGUUGAAAGAACUCGGAUUCAAUUGGAUUCAAUCGAAUUUUACGUCGCGAGUAACAACAUUCGACAUGGACGAAGAAGUGAAAGAGUUCUCGCAAUUAAAACUGAAUUCUUGGCUCCUCGCACAAUGCGAGUCUAUGGGUGUAAAAAAGCCGACGCCGAUUCAGCAGAAUUGCAUCCCUCAAAUACUGUCGGGCAAAGAUUGCAUAGGCUGUGCCAAGACGGGCAGUGGCAAAACUCUGGCGUUUGUCCUGCCUAUCUUGCAAAAAUUGUGCGAGGAUCCGUACGGUAUAUUUGCCCUUGUGUUAACGCCGACAAGGGAAUUAGCUUUUCAGAUUGCUGAUCAAUUCGCCGCCAUUGGUAAGGCUAUCAACCUGAAAAAGUCUGUAAUUGUCGGUGGCAUGGAUAUGAUGGUGCAAGGAUUGGAAUUGUCAAGAAAGCCGCAUGUAGUUGUAGCUACGCCGGGUCGACUGGUGGAUCAUUUGGACAGUUGCAAUACGUUCUCCUUGCAGAGGAUCAAAUUUUUAGUGUUGGACGAAGCCGACAGGCUGCUCGGUGGCCAUUUCGAUGAACAGCUUAAGACAGUAUUUGCCGCGUUGCCCAAGGAGAAACAAGUACUGUUCUUCAGCGCUACGAUGACGGACGCGCUUGAAAAAGUGCAGCAAAUAGUUUCUGAUAAGGUUUUUACAUGGCAAGAGGAAGAUGACACCGGUAUCGCCACUGUAAGGGAAUUGGAUCAACGUUACGUGUUGUGCCCUAAGUAUGUGCUUGAUUCGUAUCUGGUAGAAGUAGUCAGGACAUUUCGCGCCACCAGCGAGGAUGGUUCUAUUAUGAUAUUCACGGACACUUGCAAACAAUGUCAAUUAUUAUCAAUGACGUUGAAUGAUGUUGGAUUUACGAAUGUGGCUCUUCACGCGAUGAUUAAGCAAAAGGAUCGUUUAGCAGCGCUAAAUAAGUUCAAGUCGAACCACGUGCAGAUCUUAAUUGCGACCAAUGUCGCGGCGAGAGGCCUGGAUAUUCCCAUAGUAGAAUUGGUCAUUAAUCAUACAGUGCCGAAUGAACCGAAGGAGUACAUUCACAGAGUCGGUAGAACGGCUCGCGCAGGUAAAACCGGUAUGGCAAUAAGCCUGGUAACUCCACACGAUAUCAAAUUAUUGCACGCGAUCGAACACGCCGUAGGCACUAAAUUGGAGAAAUAUGAAGUAAACGACAAGGAAAUCGUUACAAUCUUUACGCAAAUAUCGGUGGCAAAACGGGAAGCGGAGAUCAAAUUGGACGAGACUGAUUUUGACGAAAAGAAAAGGAUCAAUAAACGGAAAAAGUUAAUCAUGGAAGGAGGCGAACUACCGGAUGAGGUAGAUAUCAAAGCCGAGGAGAGAAAGAAACGUAAGAAGAGAAGCAGAGAAAAACGGAGGAAAGAAACGGAAAGUUGAAGUUUGUUGAAAUAAAAUAACUAAUAUAUGUAUGUAAUAAGACACCAAAUGUACAACAUACAAUUAUGCUUGUUGAUAUAACUCGUGAUACAAUGAUAAGUUAUACUUCUAUUUUUUUACUGUAUUUGUAAAACUCGUUGAAAAAAAGUUCAAGGUAACAAAA
This is a messenger RNA of Vollenhovia emeryi, 1800 nucleotides long. RefSeq names its product probable ATP-dependent RNA helicase DDX49 (gene Dbp45A). The coding region runs from base 273 to 1637 and encodes 454 amino acids. Lineage: Eukaryota; Metazoa; Arthropoda; Insecta; Hymenoptera; Formicidae. Gene Ontology annotation, molecular function: ATP binding; RNA helicase activity; nucleic acid binding. The transcript has 6 exons. The record is from RefSeq and is a predicted model, not a curated record.